This is a messenger RNA of Uloborus diversus, 2501 nucleotides long. It is a transcript of the gene Not10, whose product is annotated as CCR4-NOT transcription complex subunit 10-like. Gene Ontology annotation, molecular function: protein binding. The transcript has 2 exons. The record is from RefSeq and is a predicted model, not a curated record. Gene Ontology annotation, cellular component: CCR4-NOT complex. Bases 106 to 2220 code for a protein of 704 amino acids. Gene Ontology annotation, biological process: mRNA catabolic process; negative regulation of translation. Lineage: Eukaryota; Metazoa; Arthropoda; Arachnida; Araneae; Uloboridae.
GGUAUUGCAACUGUUGUGUGAAUAUGUUCUGUAAAUGCCUUCGUAAUGUCCUGAUAUUUACUUGACGGGUGGUGAAUUCUGCAUGUUAUUAUGAACUGAAAAACAAUGUUUGAUGAAGAUAUUGAGAUAAGAAAGAUAUCUGAGGGUUUAAUCAACUACCAAGCAAUACCUGAUGCAGACAGGCAGAUGGCUAAUGCAGCGUUGCAAGAAUUUGAACAAGGUGACUUUGAAAAAUGUCUUAAUACUUUGAAAAAGUUAAUACCUAAAAGACCGCAAGAUUCAAAAGUUUUGCAUAACACUUAUGUGACUGAAUAUUACCUUUCCAAGUGUAAAAAUACCGAUUUAUUAAAAAAACGGUUACAGGAUAUUUGCAAAAAAGCACACAUAGAUAUUCAAGAUAUAGAAGUGCUUGAUGAUGUUGACAACUGUGUUGUCUUAUAUAAUCAGGCAGUUUUGUUAUUCCACUUGCAUCAGUUUCAUGCUGCUAUCUCUAUUUUGGACAAAGUUUUCCAAUUCAUUGAACCCUUAGAUGAAACAUUGGGUAAAAACAUAUGUUUUCUCUUGUUGGAGUUGUAUCUUUGCGUGUACCGCCCCAAAAAGGCUCUCUGUUUGGUUGGAUACAUGGAGGCUCUGCUGUUUUCUGGGGCUAAAAACUGCGGUAAAUCUAACCAGAAAGAAAAAGAAAGUCAAAAAGAAGAAAAUAAUGAUAAUGGCAUGGCUGAGAUAUUUAAGCGUAGAUUGCAAUUAUGUAAAGCUAGGUGCUAUGCGAUGAUCAAAACUUCUAAGGCUUGCAAGAGGGAAAUCAAAAACCUGAUGUCUUCUGGGUCUGGUGUUCAAAAUAUUCCUGCAUUUUAUUUGAAAAGUCAACUGGAAUACCAGAGGGGUAAUUAUCGUAAAGCCUUGAAACUCUUGCAUUCUGUCACUUUGCCGGAGGACAUCCCGAAGUAUUUUAAGGAGAGUGGUGAUUGUCUACCUGCCAUAUUUUACAACAAUGUUGGUUGUAUCCAUUUUUACAUGGGAAAGCCAAAUUUGGGAAGUUUCUACAUUAAUAAAGCUAUUCAAGAACUAAACAAUCAUUUGAAUGCAGUUACAGAAGUUGCUGAUAGUAAAUUGAAUGUGCGUCCUCUCCAUCUUAUGAGCAUUUCAACGUAUCACCAACUUUUAUAUAAUCUAGGCAUGCAGUAUCUACAGGCUCAAAAGUUUACACUGGCCUUCUCUUGUUUCAUUGAGGUUGUCCGCUCCUUCCAUUCAAACCCACGUUUGUGGUUGCGCAUAGCAGAAUGCUGCAUUGCCAUUCACAAACCUGAUAAUACAGAUCAGUUUACUGAGUUAAAAAAUAAACAUUUUUUGAAGGAUAUUGUUGGUUCAGGAGUUCAUCGAAAAAUCAUCUUAAACUCUUCAUCUGAGAAGCCUUCACCGGAAGAUUCAAAGAGUGGCGGAAUAUUUGGAGAGACUCCAAGUUUGCACUUGGCUAUGUUGUGCUUGAAAAAUGCUCUGUUUCGUGUCCCUGAAAAUAAUUCUUCAGCAAAUAACACUGAAGCUAUUAGUAAUCUCCAAGGAGCAUCAGAUGAUAAUGAUGCUUCAAAUCAUGAAGACAAUUCAUUACCGACCUUGCCGUCUAAUUUCAUUCAAGGUGCUGAGAUUGUAAGUUUGAAAAAUUCAAUUCUAAUCGCUAGUUCUUAUGUAGCCCUUUGCUUAGGGGAUGUUAUUUUAGCCCAUGAGUAUGCCAAAACCGUGCUGUCACAGCCUAGAAUUUCUGCCACACAUACUUUCUUAGCUCAUUUAUACGCUGGAGAAGCACUUCUAAUCAUGGAUAGAAUAACUGAAGCUGUUGAGCAUCUUAGUUUUCAGCAUACAAAUGAUAUUGAAUUGGCGUUUCCAGUUACUUCUUCGGAAAAUUCCUUGAAGCAUCAGAUGAGGUUCGACUCGAAAUUGAAUGAAAAAAAUGAUGAUGGUAGCAGACCUGUUGGCAAUAUUCCGAAUUGGUUUCCAAACACCAUAUCUACUGCCAAGUUUAUAUCGCAGUACAAUUUAGCUGUGGCAUAUGCAGUAAGAGAAGAAUGGUCUAAGGCGCUAGAAUGUUUAUUGCAAAUCAAUCCAAACAAUCCUGUACCACCUCAGGCACUUUCGCUUCUCUUAUACAUUCAGAUGCACCAAGGUGUAGCUGAUGAUACUAGAACUUAUGUAAAGCAAUGUAAUAUUCCGGCUGUCAAAGAAUGAAAGGAAGAUAGAAAACCGAGCAAUAUGCAACAUUGCACAGUCAUGGGAAAAAGAGUAAUUUUCUAAACAGUUUUAAUCAUUGUUACUUUAAUUUAUUUUCAAUUUAAUGUAUCAAAAUAGUUUGAACAAUAUUUUUUGACAUACAAUCUCAUCAAAAUUGAUUCUAAUUGUUUAUUAUCAUUUGCACUGUUUGUUUGCAGUUGCGAGUUAAAAAUGUAUUCAAAUAGCAGAAACUUUUAGGUUUAUUAUUUUUAUACUUCAGUUAAAUAAAUCUAUUUUGA